AUGACCGACCAAUCACAAUAUAAGUAUUCGGCGAUGUCCAACCUGGUCCUCCAGGCGGACCGUCGUUUCAUCAGCCGUUCCAAUGACGAAGCGUCUGGAGACCCCGAGUCUAUUGCGGGCCGUAUCGGCAUCCGAGAGAUGGGGUCGCGAGUAGCCCGCGACGAUGCGCCGAAGACCAAGAAGGCCGCUGGGCCAGGAGUCGAACGUGGUGCAAUUCACGAGGGCGAAGACGUCCUCAUGCGAGAACAGAAGAAGCGCCAACGUGGCCAACCAGCACAACUUCGGGGCCAGGGUAUUCUCUCAGCAUCCGAUGCUCUCAUCGAAGGCUUGAAAUAUCGCCCGCGAACACCGGCGACGCGAGCGACAUACGAUCUUAUCCUCACGAUUACCGGCACAAAUCUUGGCGAUGUCCCCCAUGAAGUCGUUCGAAGUGCCGCUGAUGCCGUGUUGGAGCUUCUGAAGGAUGAAGACAUGAAAGAUUUCGACAAGAAGAAAGAAAUCGACGAUCUUUUGGGCGCAUCCAUGAACCCCAAGGAGUUUAAUGAGCUUGUGAACCUGGGAAAGAAAAUUACCGACUACGAUGCCCAGGAUGAAGAUGAAGACAUGGACGGUGGCCUGGAUGAAGCAGAUGGAGAGCUCGACGAGCGUCAAGGUGUCGCUGUUGUUUUCGACGAGGACGAGGACGAUGAGCGCAUGGGCACCGUGGACGAAAUUCGAGACGAAGACGACCUUUCCGAAGAAGACGAAGCCGACGACCAAGACCGACCCGAGGUCGACCAGCCCACAGAAGGUCUGGGUGAGGAUGAUGAGAUGGUCAUCGAUGGCGGCAUGGGACGGGAUACCAAGACCAAGGAUAAGGCAGACAUGGACGUACUUGUGCGCGAGAUCGACGCGUACUGGCUCCAGCGUCAAAUCGGUGACUUGUAUUCAGAUGCUCACGUGCAACAAGAAAAGACACGAGAGGCUCUUGAGCUCAUGGGUGGUCAGACCGAGGACGGAUCUGAACGGCCUCUCCGGGAUGUCGAGAACGACCUCAUGGAACUAUUCGACUACGACCAUCCUGAAAUUGUUGCUAAAUUGGUCACAAACCGCGAUAAGGUUGUCUGGGUGACUCGCUGGAGACGAGUGGCUGAAGAUGCCGACGCGCGUAACCUUGUGGAAAGCCAGAUGGUCGAAGCUGGACAUCGUGCCAUAUUGGAUGAGAUUCGAGGAAAGUCUGCUCGAGAUGAUCUCGGCGACCGCUCUGAGAAGAAGAUGAAGCUUGACCUGAUGGACGUCGACGUCCCGUCAAGAGCCGCAGAAGACGAGAAGAAGCCUGCCACCGAAGGCGAUUUGGUUGGUGGUCUUCAGCCUAAGCGCCUCAUCAAUCUCGAGAACUUGGUCUUCCACCAGGGUAACCAUCUCAUGACCAACCCCAAUGUCAAGCUUCCUCAAGGUUCAACAAAGCGUACCUUCAAGGGCUACGAAGAGAUCCAUGUUCCGCCCCCCAAGGCCAAGAGAGAUGCCGGUGAAAAGAAUAUCCCAACUACCGAGUUGCCGGAUUGGGCUCGUGUUGGCUUCGGAAGCUCGAAGGAGCUGAACCGGGUUCAAACCAAGUGCUUCCCUUCUGCUUUCCAUGACGAUGGUAACCUGCUUGUCUGUGCACCGACUGGUUCUGGAAAGACCAACGUUGCUAUGCUCACUAUUCUCCGCGAGAUCGGCAAGAACCGCAACCCGGAAACAGGUGAAAUCAUGCUGGAUGACUUCAAGAUCAUCUACAUAUCUCCCCUUAAGGCCCUGGUGCAGGAGCAGGUCGGAAACCUUGGCAAGCGUCUUGAGCCCUACGGUAUUAAAGUAGCAGAGCUCAGUGGUGAUCGCCAACUCACCAAGCAGCAAAUCGCCGACACUCAAAUCAUUGUCACUACCCCAGAGAAAUUCGACGUCAUCACUAGAAAGGCUUCCGAGACUAGCUACACCAACCUCGUCCGUCUCGUGGUCAUCGACGAGAUUCAUCUUCUCCACGAUGACCGCGGCCCUGUCAUUGAGAGCAUCGUUAGCCGUAUCAUUCGUCGUGUCGAGCAGACUGGUGACCCGGUGCGAAUCGUAGGUCUCAGUGCUACUCUUCCCAACUACCGUGAUGUCGCAAAUUUCCUCCGUGCCGACCCCGAGAAGGGAGUUUUCCACUUCGAUGGCUCUUACCGGCCUUGCCCUCUGAAGCAGGAGUUCAUUGGCGUCACCGAUAAGAAGGCCAUCAAGCAAUUGAAAACCAUGAACGACAUCUGUUACAACAAGGUUCUGGAGCAGGUUGGUCAAAACCGAAACCAGAUGCUUAUCUUCGUCCACUCAAGGAAGGAGACCGCCAAGACCGCCAAAUACAUUCGUGACAAGGCAAUAGAGAACGAGACGAUUGGCCAGAUUCUGCGCAGUGAUGCUGCUAGUCGUCAAAUUUUGACUGAGGAAGCUGAGUCUGUUGACGAUGCUUCUUUGAAGGACCUUAUGCCUUAUGGCCUGGGUAUUCACCACGCUGGCCUGAGUCUUGCGGAUCGUGAUUCCGUCCAGGCACUCUUUGCCGAUGGUAGUAUCCAGGUUCUCGUCUGUACUGCCACCCUUGCUUGGGGUGUCAACCUUCCCGCCCACACAGUCAUUAUCAAGGGAACCCAGGUCUACUCCCCCGAGAAGGGUAGCUGGGUCGAAUUGAGCCCUCAGGAUGUUCUUCAGAUGCUCGGACGUGCCGGUCGACCUCAAUACGACACAUUCGGUGAAGGUAUCAUCAUCACAACCCAGGCAGAGAUUCAGUACUACCUUUCGCUUUUGAACCAGCAACUGCCAAUUGAGUCCCAGCUUGUUAGCAAGCUUGCGGAUAACUUGAACGCGGAGAUUGUUCUAGGCAACAUCCGAGACCGUGACGAGGGUGUGCAGUGGCUGGGUUACACCUACCUCUAUGUUCGCAUGCUUCGGUCCCCAGGCCUGUACAGUGUUGGCGCAGACUACGAGAACGACGAUGCUCUGGAGCAGAAGCGAGUUGAUCUCGUCCACUCCGCUGCUACCAUCCUUGAGAGAUCUGGUCUUGUUAAGUAUGAGAAGAAGACUGGUCGCCUGCAAGCAACUGAGCUCGGCCGAAUUGCUUCUCACUACUACAUCGGCCACAACUCCAUGCUCACCUAUGCCCAACAUCUUCAGCCAUCCAUCACUACUAUUGAAUUGUUCCGCAUUUUCGCUCUGAGUGAUGAGUUCAAGUACAUUCCUGUCCGCCAAGACGAGAAGCUGGAGCUUGGAAAGCUGCUGGGUCGUGUGCCAGUGCCUGUUAAGGAGACGAUUGAUGAGCCUCACGCCAAGAUCAACGUCCUCCUGCAGGCAUACAUCUCCCGUCUCCGCCUGGACGGCCUUGCCUUGAUGGCAGAUCUGGUUUACGUUACUCAGUCUGCCGGACGUAUCAUUCGUGCGCUCUUCGAGAUUUGCUUGAAGAAGGGCUGGUCAGCUGUGGCCAAGACUGCUCUUGACCUGUGUAAGAUGGCCGAGAAGCGCAUGUGGCCAACCAUGUCUCCCCUGCGCCAGUUCCCUCACUGCCCUCGCGAUAUUCUGCAGAAGGCCGAGCGUAUUGAUGUGCCCUGGGCUAGCUACUUCGACCUGGACCCUCCCCGUAUGGGCGAGCUCCUUGGCAUGCCCAAAUCUGGACGAGUUGUCUGCGAUCUGGUCUCCAAGUUUCCCCGACUGGAAGUUCAGGCUCAGGUUCAACCUAUUACUCGUUCCAUGCUCCGUGUUGAAUUGACCAUCACCCCUAACUUUGUGUGGGAUGAUGCCAUUCAUGGCAAUGCGCAGGACUUCUGGAUCCUUGUUGAAGACUGUGAUGGCGAAGAGAUCUUGUUCCACGACCGAUUCUUGCUGCGCCGCGAAUUUGCUCAAGCUGAGAUGAACGAGCACCUUGUGGAGUUCACUGUAUCAAUUACCGAGCCGAUGCCUCCCAAUUACUUCAUUUCUCUGGUGUCUGACCGCUGGAUGCACUCUGAGACCAAGAUUGCUGUCUCCUUCCAGAAGUUAAUCUUACCGGAACGUUUCCCUCCUCACACUCCUCUUCUCGACAUGCAACGUGCGCCGGUCAAGGCCUUGAAACGCGAGGAGUACCAGCAGCUGUACCCCAAUUGGGAGCACUUCAACAAGAUCCAGACUCAGGUCUUCAAGUCCGUGUUUGAUUCGGAUGACAAUGUCUUCAUCGGUGCUCCCACUGGAAGCGGUAAGACUGUGUGCGCUGAGUUAGCCUUGCUGCGUCACUGGUCAAGUGAGAACAGUGGCCGUGCAGUGUACAUUGCUCCCUUCCAAGAGCUGAUUGACCUCCGUCUUGCCGACUGGGAGAAGCGUCUUAGUAACAUUGGUGGUGGGAAGACCGUUGUCAAGCUUACGGGCGAAACAACUGCGGACCUGAAGCUCCUUGAGCGGGCUGACCUUAUCCUCGCCACUCCUGUCCAGUGGGAUGUUCUAUCUCGCCAGUGGCAGCGACGCAAGAACGUCCAGACAGUACAAUUGUUCAUCGCUGACGAACUUCACAUGCUUGGUGGUUUCGGUGGAUACGUGUACGAGGUUGUUGUCUCUCGCAUGCAUUACAUUGCUCUUCAGACUGAGAACGAGAUGCGCAUUCUUGGUUUGAGUGUGCCGCUUUCCAACGCCCGCGACAUCGGCGAGUGGAUCGGUGCCAACAAGCACACUAUCUACAAUUUCAGCCCGCACGCUCGCCCUGUGCCUCUGGAACUCCACAUUCAGUCUUUUACCAUUCCUCAUUUCCCCUCGCUCAUGCUUGCCAUGUCUCGCCCUGCCUACCAAUCGAUCUUGACUCUUUCACCCGACAAGCCUGCUCUGGUCUUUGUGCCCAGUCGCAAGCAGACCCGUUCUACCGCCAUGGAUCUUUUGGCAGCGUGUUCCAUGGACGAUGAUGAAGAUCGCUUCUUGAACGCAGAUGCAGAGGAGCUUGCACCACUGCUGAGUCGUGUUCAAGAACAGACUCUUGCCACCUCGUUGAGCCACGGUGUUGGCUACUACCACGAGGCCCUGAGCCUGGGUGAUAAGCGUAUUGUUACACAUCUCUUCAAAAUCGGUGCAAUCCAGGUCCUUUUGGCCUCGCGGGAUUGCUGCUGGGAAUUGGAUGUCACCGCUCAUCUGGUUAUCGUCAUGAACACUCAGUUCUUUGAUGGUCGUGAACACCGCUACAUUGACUACCCUAUUAGCGAGAUCCUUCAGAUGUUCGGCAAGGCUUCUCGUCCCGGUCAAGACAAGCUUGGUCGGGGUGUUUUGAUGGUGCCUGCUGUGAAGCGCGAGUACUACAAGAAGUUCUUGAAUGAAGCUAUGCCGGUGGAGAGUCAUCUCCAGGUCUACCUGCACGACGCAUUUGUCACCGAGGCCAGCACAAGGACCGUCUCCUCGACCCAGGAUGCAGUUGACUGGAUGACCUACACUUACUUCUACCGCCGUUUGCUUGCGAACCCCAGCUUCUACGGGUUGAGUGAUGUUAGUCACGAGGGCUUGAGUACCUUCUUGUCAGAGCUUGUUGAGAACACGCUCAAGGAGUUGUCGGAGGCAAAGAUUAUCGACCUGGAUGAGGAGGAUGACAGUGUUUCUCCUCUCAACGCCGCCAUGAUCAGCGCCUACUAUAACAUUUCCUUCAUCACUAUGCAGACCUUCCUGCUGUCUUUGUCGGCUCGCACCAAGCUCAAGGGUAUUUUGGAGAUUGUCACCUCAGCCACCGAGUUCGAAUCUGUCCAGAUGCGUCGCCACGAGGAUCAUGUUCUCCGCCGCGUGUAUGAUCGGUGUCCCGUCAAGAUGUCGGAGCCCGCAUUUGAUUCGCCCCACUUCAAGGCCUUCGUUCUUCUCCAGGCGCACUUCUCGCGUAUGCAGUUGCCUAUUGACCUGGCCAAGGACCAGGAAGAUAUCGUUCGCAAGGUGCUUAACUUGCUGAGCGCCUGUGUUGAUGUGCUUUCGUCUGAGGGUCACAUCAAUGCCAUGAACGCCAUGGAGCUGUCGCAGAUGGUUGUUCAAGCUAUGUGGGACCGCGAUAGUCCUCUCAAACAGAUUCCUCACUUCUCGCCUGAGGUCAUCCAGGUGGCCAAUGAGUACAAGUACGUUAUUACGAUUCCUGGUGAACAAACAAGCACUAACAUGAUUGGCAGGAUCAACGAUAUCUUCGAAUUCAUGGACGCUAUGGACCCUACCGAGAACAAGGACUACGCCACUCUUGUCAAGCAUCUCAAUUUGAACAACAAGCAGCUGGCACAAGCAGCCGCUUUCACGAACGAGAAGUACCCCAACCUCGAAAUGGACUUCGAGGUCGAAGAUCCCGAGAAUGUCACCUCUGGCGAGCCCGCCUAUCUCAAGAUCAAGAUCGAGCGGGAGCUGGAAGAAGACGAGGAGCCCGACACUGUCGUUCACGCACCCUUCUACCCCAACCAGAAGAUGGAGAACUGGUGGUUGGUGGUCGGCGAGGAGCAGUCCAAGAGCCUGCUGGCCAUCAAGCGCGUUACUAUCGGUCGCAAGCUGGAGCUGCGCUUGGAAUACGUGGUUCCGUCUCCUGGUGAGCACGAGCUGACUCUCUACCUUAUGAGCGACAGCUAUGUCGGAGUGGAUCAAGCACCUACCUUCUCAGUGACCGCGGCUGAAGGUAUGGAGGAGGAUGAGAGUGAGGAGGAAGAGGAGUAG
Penicillium atrosanguineum is the source of this 6660-nucleotide messenger RNA. Its product is annotated as ATP-dependent RNA helicase BRR2. The record is from RefSeq and is a predicted model, not a curated record. Bases 1 to 6660 code for a protein of 2219 amino acids. NCBI's taxonomy places the organism in Eukaryota, Fungi, Ascomycota, Eurotiomycetes, Eurotiales, Aspergillaceae. Gene Ontology annotation, molecular function: ATP binding; ATP hydrolysis activity; nucleic acid binding. Gene Ontology annotation, cellular component: nucleus. The transcript has a single exon.